AUGCCAGGACAUCCUCCGUCUCCGCCUCAACCUCCCCUCCCCGGAUCUCGAACCCCGCUCGACCCUCCCUCCCCCGCCUCCGUCUGGGUCGCCGACAAUUGGCACUCCGUCAUCUUCGGUACCGUCACCUCCCACUUCCUCCACUUCCGCUACCUCAACUCCCACCACAAGCCCGAUCCGAACCCCGUCAAGAAUGCCCGCUUUUGGGCUGGUCUAGGUGGUGCGUGGAUGGUCUCUUACCUCGGCAUCAUCACCGUCAUUGCCAUAUCUCAGGCCCGCGUCGACCACUUCCGCCACCCUGACAACCGCAACCAGUACCGCCAGACCUGA
Messenger RNA from Colletotrichum chrysophilum, 330 nucleotides. RefSeq lists its product as uncharacterized. The record is from RefSeq and is a predicted model, not a curated record. The transcript has a single exon. Bases 1 to 330 code for a protein of 109 amino acids. NCBI's taxonomy places the organism in Eukaryota, Fungi, Ascomycota, Sordariomycetes, Glomerellales, Glomerellaceae.